Messenger RNA from Ilex paraguariensis (yerba mate), 1146 nucleotides. The record is from the annotation of a GenBank genome assembly. NCBI's taxonomy places the organism in Eukaryota, Viridiplantae, Streptophyta, Magnoliopsida, Aquifoliales, Aquifoliaceae.
AUGCAGAGUGAUCAGCAAUUUUCCCCCCGAAAGCCAGUGGUUCCCCUUACUGAUCAAGUGGGUGGUGGUUACAUGCAUAAUGACCCUAUUGCAUCCAUCUUUGGCAAACCAGCUUUACCUCUAGGUGCUAAGCAUUCGAUGCCUUUUCAUGGUGUUGAAUUUCAACCCUCUGAGGUUUGUCCAAGGAAUUUCAUCAUCUUUGACCAGACUGAUAACAGAAGCCAGAUCAUGUUCCACCCAGCCAUUGGCUCCAAAUUUGGUUAUCCUGGUUUGAAUAUGGGUACAUCUUAUUUUCAAGAUACUGUUGAGAGGAAAGAUGCAAGUGACAGGAGAGAAAACUCUUCAGUGAAAGAAGAUUCAGAUGAUAUUGAUGCAUUGUUGAGCUUGGAAGAGGAAGAAUGCGAUGAGGAAGAGGUCAGCACCGCACGAACAUAUGGAGACUCUGGAGGCGAUUCUUCUGAUUCUUGCUCCAAUUAUUGUUCAAAACCCCGAAAGAGCAGGUUACCUUCUUUGAAGAAAUCCUCUGGAAGUGGCACCAGCUGCAGUGAAAGUAAGCAUCAGAAAAUGAGGAAGAUGGUGAAGGCGCUGAGAGUAAUUGUACCUGGUGCCAACCAGAUGAACACUGUAGAUGUUCUUGAUGAAGCUGUUAGGUAUCUGAAGUCUCUCAAAGUUGAUGUGCAGAAUCUUGGAGUUGGAAAUAUGAACUAGGGUCGAGCCCCUCUUACUGUGGCCAGGACCAUAUUCUCCUUGUUUUAUUGUUUGGAAGUAAGAGACUAGCGAUGCCUGCUUUUCUCCACAUGUGGUCAUGGUGGAAAUCUUGAUGAGGCUAUGUGACCAAGGACAUUGCUGUCAAGGGUCAGUAUGGUGAGUGAGUAACCUAAAUUUAUGAUUGUCUAUGCAUAUGGGAGAAGAAGGGAGUUGAUGUGCAAUACGAAUCAUAUGUUCUUGUUGUAGGGUACUCUGUCUAUUUUCUUUGUGGGCUGUUUCAAUCACCUCUUUGAACUCUCUAUGAACAGCUUAAUAAUUAUUAAUACGCGCACUCUCUCGUGUCUGAUUGUCGCUGUUGUUUACUUGUUUUUUCAUUUAUAUUUUUAGCUUUAGGGUCUCUAUUGUCACUGGCUACCAUUCAUGCUGUGUGUUUGUAUG